Molecule: messenger RNA, 3643 nt
Organism: Triplophysa rosa
Lineage: Eukaryota; Metazoa; Chordata; Actinopteri; Cypriniformes; Nemacheilidae
Exons: 16
Coding region: 125-1609 (494 amino acids)
Molecular function (GO): metal ion binding; protein binding; RNA binding
Source: RefSeq, a predicted model, not a curated record
CCCAGGAAGAGACACAACACACCUAUCUGCAUAAGUUUAAAAAUGACAAUCUAUCUGGCGUUUUAAGGUUAUGUGACGUGUAACGGUCGUGCGUAUGUCGCUGUGUUGAGAGUAAUAAUGCUGGAUGGUCGGAGUUAUGAAGUUCAGUUUGGAUUUCUGCCGGUUUCUGGGGCUCAGCGGCUCCAGUGAUAAGCGGCCCGAGGACAUGGAGACAGGUGAAGCUGAACAGAACGAAGACUCGCAGGAUGUCUUAACAGGUGAAGAGGGUCUCAGUGAGGAAGAUAAGGCCAGAAGGAAAGCGGAGAGGCGUAAAGCCAAGAGGAAGCGCCAGCGACAGAGAAAGAAACUAGAAGGGGUUAAGAAGGAUGAAUGUACGGAACAGGGGGAGGAGCUUGUCAGAGCUGAUUCUGAGCUCGAAGAGUCUGAAGAUUCUGAGCCAGAGGAAGUGGAAGAGUUCAACCUUUCGAAAGUGGAAGCGAAGCCUGUUGCUCCUCCGAGCAAAACCCCAGCUGGACCUCCACUGGCCUCGGGGAACAGAAGCAAUCGGCAGCUGCCGACCCGCUCCAUUGAGGAGGACCCAGAGUGGGAUGUCAACAGUGCUUUUGUUGCUAAUGCAGUCAGUCACAUUCGACCCAAAGCCAAAAGUAAAGGAGCUCACAAGUCGAAAGAGAACAAAGAGAACGAGAGCAGAAGUGGGGAGGUUAUUUGCUUAUCCGAUGCUGUAACUAAAAAAAGUUCCUUACUAGUAGAAAAAGGGAUCAGACUCGUUCAGGAGGGCCAGUACGAACAAGCUGUCAGUUUGUUUACAGAGGCCAUCAAAUGUGACCCAAAAGAUUACAGGUUUUUUGGAAAUCGCUCCUACCCUUACUGUUGUUUGGAGCAGUACCCACUGGCGCUAGCGGAUGCUGAGAAGUCCAUCCAGAUGGCUCCUGAUUGGCCCAAAGGCUAUUACCGUAGAGGAAGUGCACUUAUGGGGCUUAAGAGGUACAGUGAAGCCGAGAAAGCCAUGGAACAGGUGCUGAAGCUGGACGCAGAUUGCGAAGAAGCCGUCAAUGACCUCUUAUACUGUAAAGUGCAACAACUUGUGGUUCUUGGUUAUGAUGAGGAACAAAGUAUCCAAUUGCUGGAAAAAUACAACACUGUGCAGGCUGUUAUUACAGCCAAGGCAUCAAAUCAAGACUGUGCCCUUCUCCAGGCAGGUCCUUGCAACUCCCUGUGGGUUGGAAACGUGACCACAGAACUGACAGAGAAGCAUCUGCGGGACCUUUUCAAAACUUAUGGAGAAAUCGACAGCAUUCGAAUUCUGCACGAACGCUUCUGUGCAUUUGUUAACUACAAGAACGCUAACAUGGCCUCCCGUGCGAUGGAGAAACUCCACGGGGUUCUUAUUGAGAACACUCGACUGGUGGUCCGAUAUCCAGACAGACGGAUUCAGAGAACCCUUCCAACACCUGCCAUUCAACAACCUGCAGGGACUGCUGGUCCUAGGCGAAGAAGUCCUAUCAACGUCGAUGAGUGUUACUUUUGGAGGACCACCGGCUGUCAUUUUGAGGAUAGGUGUCGCUAUAAGCACAUUCCUGAACAUCGAGGGAAAGACUGGCAGCCUUGAGUCAACACUAGCCUCUCUUUCCCUCCCUCCUUCACAACAUGACUGAUGGGGUUGAACCAUCGCUUUGAUUAUCUGUAGGUCAGGUACAGUGUGGACCAGUGUUGUGGAUAAGAGUCUUAUGAAAGUUCUCACGGUUCAGAGUUUUUGAUGUCACUUCACUGUCAGACUCUGAACCUCACUGGGGUUUAAAAGCAGAGCAGAUGGGCUUCUGGGAAAGCAGCAUCUCUUAUGAGGUGAGGUUUGUGUGGUGCGGAGGGCCAGGGCAUCAUCGCCUGAGGUUUGUGUGACCUUUUAAUAUCAUAUGUUCUGUUCUUUCUUCCUGUGCCAAGUUGCCAACACCACCAAGCCAAAGAAGAGACACGGAUCUGGUCUGACUUUUUUUAUCCUGAUUUGAAAGACUUAUUCUGCGUGAGAGUUUAAAUGAGGAUUGGAGUCAUACCAAAGAAUAAUAAUUUGCCACCUGUGGAUUUCAUUUUGGAAGAGAAAAGGGUAACAAAUUUCAGUCAGGGAACAUAGUAGUUUAGAUUUUAUUGAAACUUUGAUUGAAUCUAAAUCCCACCACACACACUCACAUUCAUUCUGCAUGUUUGUGGUAAUUUCUAAUUGAAUUAAAAAAAUUUUUAAUUAUUUUUUUUAUAAUUAAAGUGCCCCAGCUGUUCUGGACACGUCAGUAUUGCAAACGGUUUUGUUCCAACCUUAUACAGAACUUAAAUCUGUCUUGUUAAAUUAUUUUGGGUUUUCAUAGUUUUGCACUUUAAUACAUCAGCCGAUGAACACUGCUAUACAAAACAACUACAGGUCUUGUUCUUCAACAAAGAAACACAUCUUGUAGCACAAGUUUGGUCUUUAAAGUCAGAUUCACGUUGCUGCUGGUUGAUGUUCUACAUCUUCCAUGCUAUUUCUCCUAUAACUUUUUAAGGAUGCACAUUUUGUACAGUUAUGGUAUUUCUGGCCGUUUGGAUAUUACUUUUUAUGAACAUAGACUAGUGUUAUCCAUUCGUGUGAUCGCAAGCGCAUAGAAGUUGUCAUGCGGUUUUACGUUAUGCAAGAGUGCCAGAGAAAACGUCUGCCGUCUUUGCUUAGCUCAGCUUUUCAUCGUUUUCUUUUAUGUUUCACAUGUUUUUUCUUCAGUGGAUGAGAUAUAAGUUAGUUAAGACGCUUCAUGACUGUUUUGUUCAAAUCUUUGUUCCGAUUCUUAUUGUUCUGACAUAUUUGGCAAACGUUGAUCUUCCUGUUGUGAUUUUUUUUUGACACACUUAAGCAAAGAAACACUAAUGUUUACUUGAUGUACUACGGGCAAACACAUCUGCUAUUUUUAAACAUUUUUACACACUAUUUACACUACUCGUAAUGCGUUUCUUUUUGCAGUAGAUAUUUUCUUGCUUUUUAGAUAUGACUGCAUUGGUUUUUAUAUGCAUUAUCACACUAAUGCAUGUAGUUGCAUUGCUCCUCAUUUAUAAAACAAUUAUUUAACAGUCCGGAGUGCCUUGAAAAGCAUUAGUUUGAACUUUUUCUAUCAGAUUUUAUUAAUAUAAAAGCAGAGAUAUCCUUUGAACAGAGUUCUGCAAAUUGUGGGGGGAGAUGAAUAAGUCAUGAAAAGAGUUUGUGUUGGGAAUAAAGCACAAGGCUGUGAUCAUUAUAUAUUUUUUCAUGUUUAAGGAAAAACCAGUAUUUUUAAGGCUAACAACACCGACGUUAGUUUACUCUUGAGCUGCAGAAAGAGCACUUUUCUUUCAGCGUGCAUUACAUUUAUUUGAGGAAAGUAGGACCUUGUGUCAUUUUGCUUUUAAAAUCAAAUCAGAGCUCAGCUCUUCCUUUGUUAGCAGAUAAUGAAAUGAGUUUCAUAUUCUCUGCUUUCCCUGUUUUUAUUUUUUCUGUGGCUUGUCCCAUUUUAUGUCAUUUUGUUCUUAUUCUCUUUGAAUUUUGCAAUGUUGAUUGGUGCAAAGUUUUGUUCUGUGUUCUCUUUUAAAUUUUAUUUAGCACUGCAUUGGAGAAAAGCUCAAUAUAAUAACAAUAAUAAAUGUUUUAAAUUCA